Messenger RNA from Phlebotomus argentipes, 5545 nucleotides. RefSeq names its product protein grainyhead (gene grh). The record is from RefSeq and is a predicted model, not a curated record. Lineage: Eukaryota; Metazoa; Arthropoda; Insecta; Diptera; Psychodidae. Gene Ontology annotation, cellular component: nucleus. The coding region runs from base 571 to 3795 and encodes 1074 amino acids. The transcript is spliced from 18 exons. Gene Ontology annotation, molecular function: RNA polymerase II cis-regulatory region sequence-specific DNA binding; DNA-binding transcription activator activity, RNA polymerase II-specific. Gene Ontology annotation, biological process: regulation of transcription by RNA polymerase II.
AAAUAUUGGAGAGGUAGUGUAGUUUCAAACGGACACCUGCUAAAAUCUUAUAAGAAUUCCACCCAAAAUCUACCCUCAAACCCCCCUAUUGUGAUGUGUCAGUGUGCAUGAAAAUGUGACAUAUUGCCGUGAUAUUGUAGUUCAUCUCCAGUGCCAGUGGAUUUCACGUAAUUUCCCCCGCAAGCCACAGUCAACGACUUGAGCGAGUUUUGACCACCAAGUGAAGGAAGCGUGAAUUUCAUCACACGUGACAAAGAGACAGAUUGAUAAAGACGGGUUCCAGUGCAACAUUUGUCAGUUGCGCUUUUUAAAUGAUGUUGUGAUGCCAUUUGACUCUGAAAGGCCGAGGAAAGUUGAUAGGAGAUAAGGCGAGAUAUAUCGAAGUGCCAUAUGAGAUAUUAGCAGCCAAAAAGAGGGUCGAGCGCACGACGACGAAGGCGAUGAAGAGGAGGGAAAUGUGAAUGGUGAACAGGACGCUUUUAAAACACUGUGCGUGUUUGUGUGAGUGUCUGAGAGAGAGACACUGGCUCCUUGUGAAGUGCGUAAGGACGAUGAUAUUGUGAAGAAACGAUGAUCUCACCGAAAUCCGCAAAGUCCGACUCUCCGUCCGGCGAAGUCGCCACUUCGAUGCCCCUGGAAUUGACAACGGAAACCAACUCCUCUAAUCCGCCAUCGAGUCCACCGAGUGAAUUGGCCACCAUGACCAAUGUGAAUGUGCUGGACCUGCACAAGAAUUACGUGGAGGUGCCAAAGAUUCACGAGAGUGCCAUGAAGGAUGACGGCAUGUAUGGCGCGAACUCACGUGUUUACCACCAGGAAGUCACACUGCAGGAGCACCAAACAAUCCUGCGAGAUCACCUGAUUGACGGCAUGAAGGAUGGGGCAGAGUCUAUCUUGAUAGUGGGCCCGAAUGGGGAGAGCCAGCAAAUAAUUGGGCGCCAGAUCAUAAAUGGGGAGCAUCACAUUCUCACGCGCAAUGAGAAUGGCGAUCACAUAAUAACUCGCAUCGUUAAUACUCACGCCACCCAUGCCACAUCCCCAGUCAGUCACUCGGCACAGCAUCCCGAGGGCGACACCGGCCCGGCCAUUGUGUACUCAGAUCAGCUGCCGGAAACUGUGCUCCAGUAUGCGGAUAGUCGUGAUGGGAUAAUCACAAAAGUGCAAGCCUCGGGGCUGCCCGAAGGCAUGUAUGAGGACAAUGGUGUGGCGCGUCAGGGACAGAUCAUGGAGGCGCGCGAAGAGGCUGAGGGCGAACCAACACCGGAUGCCACAACACCACCCAAUGGGGCGCCCAAUGGCGCUCUCGUGGGGGACAAGAUGUACGAGAAGCCGCAGAUUGAUCUCAUCUACGAUGACGGCAACAAGACGGUGAUCUACACCACGGCGUCCGAUCAGAAGAGUCUGGAGUUGUAUGCCGCGGCCACUGGCAACGAACUGGGACUCAUUGGGGAGCAUCAGGUGGUGGUGCAAGGAGGCAUUCAGUACGCCCAGCAACCGGGAUCGUCUACUCUGUUCGUGGUGCAAGAGAUGGACGACGGGAGUAACAUCGUCAGCACACACCAGCUAAGUAACCCCACUACUAAAAUUAACGGUCAAACCACGCCUCUGGAUGUGUCUGGCCUAUCACAAAAUGAAAUACAAGGCUUGUUGCUCGGUUCACACCCAUCAUCACAGAACAUAACCGUCAAGCGGGAACCCGAAGACUUGCGAAAAGAUCCCAAGUGCACACGCAGUAGUCAAAAGGUUCUUGUAGUGCAAUCACCAUCACCGUCGAUCCAAAUCAAAGAACAACCUCCAAGUCCUGGAAGUCCCUCUGCGGAAAAUAUGUAUGCGGCCGCUGGCGGCACGCAGAUUUACCUGCAGGGACCGUCGUCACAUCAAGGCAAUUCAGCGACAUCGGGACCAACGGUGAAUACGAAUACUCCAAGUCCUGGUCCAUACGUUUCCGAUCAGUAUGGCAUGUACACCACGAGAUUAGCUGCCGGAGGGUCCACAUUUAUAGCUGAGCCAUAUUAUCGCGAAUACUUUGCCGGAGAUGGACAGAGUUAUGUGGCAACUCGUGCCAUUUACGACUCCGAUGGGCCACCGCCGCCGCCCCCAUCACAGGUGCCCUCUUCCGUGUCGGUGACGGUGGCCGGUGGGGCGACAACGUACGAGGGACGCUUCGCGACAUCCCACACGAAGACGAGCACCCCCAUCUAUGCCAAGACCGUCACAGCGGCCGGCCUGACGGUGGACCUGCCGAGUCCGGACUCUGGGAUUGGCGCGGACGCAAUAACGCCGCGGGAUCAGAACAAUAUUCAACAGCAGUCCUUUGACUACACGGAACUCUGUCAACCUGCAUCGCUCCUGGACGGCAGUUCAGCAUCAAUUCCCGUGUCUGUGACUAGCAUCCAGCGGACGGUGCACGGCGGCCAAGGGAGUCCCACGGGCGCUGUUGGUGUGAAUCACACGCCAUCCACGAGAUCCAGACCGUGGCAUGAUUUUGGACGGCAAAAUGACGCUGACAAAGUUCAAAUACCAAAAAUAUUCUCAAAUGUUGGAUUCCGAUAUAACUUGGAGAGCCCAAUAAGUUCAUCGCAACGCCGCGAAGAUGAUCGUAUUACGUAUAUAAAUAAAGGACAAUUCUACGGGAUCACCUUGGAGUACAUUCAUGAUCCGGAGAAGCCCCUUAAGAAUCAGACUGUUAAGAGUGUGAUAAUGCUGAUGUUUCGGGAAGAGAAGAGUCCCGAUGAUGAGAUAAAGGCCUGGCAAUUUUGGCACAGUCGACAGCAUUCGGUGAAGCAGAGGAUCCUCGAUGCAGACACAAAAAAUUCUGUCGGCCUCGUUGGGUGUAUCGAAGAAGUGGCUCACAAUGCAAUUGCCGUUUACUGGAAUCCUCUGGACAGUUCAGCAAAGAUAAAUAUAGCCGUUCAGUGCCUAAGUACAGAUUUUAGUAGUCAGAAAGGUGUUAAGGGUUUGCCUUUGCAUGUACAAAUUGACACAUUCGAAGAUCCACGAGACACACAAGUCUAUCAUAGAGGUUAUUGCCAAAUAAAAGUCUUUUGUGAUAAGGGUGCUGAACGCAAGACUCGCGAUGAAGAGCGUCGUGCUGCAAAGCGGAAAAUGACAACGACAGGUCGAAAGAAGCUGGAUGAGUUGUACCAUCCGGUGACUGAUCGGUCGGAGUUCUACACAAUGCAGGACCUCAACAAGCCACCUGUUCUCUUCUCGCCCGCCGAGGACAUCGACAAGCUGUCUGGAAUGGAGCUACAGGGCUUCUAUGGCCACGAUGAUCUGACUGGAUCGCAAGAUAUCAAGGGAACUUCACCUUUUCUGCUGCACACAGCCAACAAGCCCAUCACACCCACGCUCAAAUUUCACAAUCACUUUCCACCCGAUGUGCCAACUGAGUCUAUUUCGCAUUGCAGGGACAAGAAAGAUCACAUGCUGGACAGCGGAAUGGUGCAGAACUCAAUGGGGGAGUUCGGACAGUCGGUCAAGCGACAGAGGAUGACUCCGCCGCUGUGCGAUCGUGUUAUGCUGUACGUGAGGCAGGAGAAUGAGGAUGUCUACACUCCACUUCACGUCAUCCCACCCACAACGGUGGGCCUCUUGAACGCGAUCGAAAAUAAAUACAAAAUCUCAUCGUCGAGUAUAAAUAACUUGUACAGAAAAAAUAAGAAAGGGAUUACGGCGAAAAUUGAUGAUGACAUGCUCUCAUACUACUGCAACGAGGAUAUUUUCUUGCUGGAAGUGCGCCAACUUGAGGAGGAUGUCUUUGAUAUCACAUUCUCUGAAUUGCCAAUGGCCUAAGUAGACAAGAAGCAAAUCAUAUUUGGACGCUGGAGGCCGAAAAGGAGAUGAAUUUGACUACAGAGUACAAUUUCAAGAGAUAAUUUAAUUGCCAUCUUGCCGUGAUUUCAAGUGUUUUCCAUUUUUAUUAAUAUUUUUAUUUGUAGUGGAUAAUUUGUAUAUUUAGAGUAGAUGAGUUAUGAGUUUAUGAGUAGUUAGUUAUGAGAAAAGUAUUUGGCUUAAUAUUGUAAUUUACAUGAUAAGGGCAGGAAGAUUUUGUAAUAAGAGAGAGAGAGAGAGAGAGAGAGUGAGAGAGAGAUGAAGAGGUGUUUAAUUUAUAGCUAUUCGUACAUCUUUGCAGUAAAAAUGGGUAUUUUUUGAAAUUGUAAAUAUUCUACAUAAAAAUGUAUUUUUCUCCGCAUGCGGAAAGUAUUUAUUACGAAAUUGAGGAAGUUUAGAAUAUAAAUUACAAUGAAAUGCGAUAAGUUUAUGAAACAUUGAAAAAAAGAAUCAAUCAACGUAUUUUUGCCCUCCUUUCAAUCAUCAUUGAAAUUGAUAUUGAAGAAAAAUGAUUACGUUUGUUUUUUUUUACUAAGGAUUUAUAACAAAUAGUGAAGCAAGUAUUCUAGCCACAGUUGUAAUCAGAUAUUAAGAUUUAAGUGGAAAUAUUACAAGAAAUAGAAAGGAAAACUGCCAUAAAUUGAAGUGUGUGAAGAAAGUGGACAAAUGAAUGGAAUUCCCAUAUUUUUUCAUAGAGUAAACUGACAAAAGGUAAAAGAAGAUUUUUAAAUAAAUUAUUUUUAACGAAAUAUUUAAGUACCUGAUGAAUAAAUCAAGAUGGGAAAAGUGGAGAAAGAUCAAAUGCGAGAAGAGAGUUUUCAGCGCAAGUCAGCGGAAGCAAAAUGUUGCUAAUAAAUCAACUUUUAUCAUUGAGUGCCAAUCUACAAUUAAGGAAUUACAUAUCCUUUUUAUAUUAUAGGAAUUAAUGUUUAAACUUAUGCCAAUUUAAACGAACAUAUUAUCAUUUUUUUUGUAAUUGUAAAUUCUCGAUCUCGAAACAAAGUUUUAAGUUUUCACAAUUCAAACUUUAUAAAUAACAUUUGUGGGUAAAACAGGAGGAAUUUCCAAAAUGACGGGAAAGAAAAUUGUUAGAUAUUAACUGACGUUGAUAGAUUUUUGUGAAUUCCAUAAAAUUCGUAGGUUUCUUUUUUUUCUUUCCUUAGAUUUAUAGACAACUUAUUCAUAGCGACACUUCAAUUCAUUAACAUUGUCUUUUUGUUAAUUAAUUUAGCUGUGAAUUCUGCAAUAUUAUUUUUAAUUUUGAAAAAAAUAUCCAUAACAAAUAAUUUUCCGUAUAAUCAUAAUGUGGGAUUAUAUUGAGAGUAAUUUUGUGUAUUUUUUCAUAAAUAUUAAGAUUACUUGCAUUUAAUUUUUUUAUUUACUUAAUUGAUACUUAUGGUGGAGGAUUUAUAAGUAAAGAACGAGAAAAUAUCAAUCAAUGAGGAACACUCACUUUUCUUUCUCAAAUUACUUCUACAUUCUAACUAAUUUGUAUCUUUUUUCAAGAAGCAAAGUAACUAGAUUUUCUGAAUAAUGUUUUUUUUUUAAUUUCCAAAUCAACCCCUUUUGAAUAUGGAGAAAUAAUAGUGUAAAGAGAGUAAGAAAAUCAUUGUCAAAUUAAUCUUGAUAAUUGAAAAAGUGUAGUUUUAUGGAAUUUUUAAAUUAGUUUUAGACCAAUCCAUUUACACAAUUGAAGAGAGAUAAAUAAAUA